CCCAGAUCCUGCCAUAAUCACCUGUGUUGGAUACUCCCUCUUUAGUUUGCACUUAAACCUCUAUAAUCAUGCUGCAGUUUUGACACACAGAUUAUAAGAUUCAUGCAGAACUCUCACCAUGUCAAAAUGGUUGGAUCUUCUGCUGCUGCUGUUUUCCCUCAUCUGUCAUAGUGAUGAGUCAGUACGAGGAUCUUCUGAUCUGUUCAGAGCUCAGAUUGGAGAAGACAUCACUCUGAACUGCAGCAUGAUUGACAGAUAUGAAGUGUCCUGGUAUCAUCUCAGAUCUGAAGAGCUCGUUCUGCUGAUUUCUGGAGAGGAGGACGAAACCGGGAGUGAACUUCUGAUCAACUACAAUCUAAACAGCAAUCGUCUGAAAAUCACAGCAGACAGCUGGAUCACCAGUGUUUCUCUAACUAUUUCAGGAGUAUCAGAGUCAGAUUCUGGUCUUUAUUUCUGUGGAACAAAGUCUGAAGCUCCAGAGAUGCAGUUUGACAAACCCAUCAGACUGGAGAUUGAUGGUCUUUUUGUAACAGAAAAGCCAAAAGAAGUUGUGGACAUCACAGAUGGAGUGAUGGCGAAUCGUGUGUUGAUGUUCAGUGGUGUUGGACUAGCUGUGUUUUUUCUGCUUUUAGUCAUCGCUGGAGGGAUUGAUUACCAUCGCAGACGGCAGAAAGGAUGGAAAGCAGCAAAACGUGGAGUUAUGAUUGAUCAAAAAUCAACUGAAUGAUAUCUGUUUCUGCUUUUCAAGCAGUAUAUUUUACACAAAUGCAGUUUGUAUGUAAGUAAUGAUCUAAAAAAAGAAAAGAAAAGACAUUUCUAUGUUUUGCAUGUUUGUAUCAUUAGGCUGUAUAUUGCAUUUUAUAUUUAUCUAUAGGAGCAUUAAACCUGUUUUCAAGAGAAAAUAUUUUU
Molecule: messenger RNA, 909 nt
Organism: Megalobrama amblycephala (Wuchang bream)
Lineage: Eukaryota; Metazoa; Chordata; Actinopteri; Cypriniformes; Xenocyprididae
Exons: 5
Coding region: 119-727 (202 amino acids)
Biological process (GO): response to bacterium
Source: RefSeq, a predicted model, not a curated record